AUGACUCUGCCAUAUAUCAGAGUAUUCAUCUUGCUCAUCGUCUUCUUCGCUUUCCUCUUCCUCUUCUUCGCUUCCCUCUUCCUCCUCUUCGCUUCCUUCCUGUUCUUCGCUUUCUUCUUCCUCUUCUUGUCCAUUUUCUUCUUCGCUUUCUUCCUCUUCUUCCUGUCCAUCUUCUUCGCUUUCCUCUUCCUCUUCUUCGCUUUCCUCUUCCUCCUCUUCGCUUCCUUCCUGUUCUUCGCUUUCUUCUUCCUCUUCUUGUCCAUUUUCUUCUUCGCUUCCUUCCUGUUCUUCGCUUUCUUCUUCCUCUUCUUGUCCAUCUUCUUCGCUUUCUUCUUCCUCCUCUUCGCUUUCCUCCUCUUCUUCCUGUCCAUCUUCUUCGCUUUCUUCUUCAUCUUCUUCGCUUCCUUCCUGUUCUUCACUUUCUUCUUCCUCUUCUUGUCCAUUUUCUUCUUUGCUUCCGUCUUCCUCGUCUUGAUCGCUGCCGUCUUCAUCUUCCUCCUCUUGGUCAGUGCUUUCUUCGCCUCCCCAUCCCUCUUGAUCAGUGCCUUCUUCGUCUCCAACUUCCUCCUCCUGAUUACUGCCAUGUUCUCCCCCUUCUUCAGCGCUAUCAUCAGUGACUUGGUCUUCGUCCUCGCUUUCAUCACUGUCAUCAUUGUUUUGAAGACAUCAGAAGAGUUGCACCGCCCGCUCCUACAGCUAAACCUGCAACACCAGCGGCUAUGGUUCCACUUCGACUGCUUUGGUUUUGGGACUGAUGACCCGGAUCUUGACCGUAGCCGGGCCAGGCUCAACUAG
This is a messenger RNA of Penicillium canescens, 795 nucleotides long. RefSeq lists its product as uncharacterized. The transcript is spliced from 4 exons. NCBI's taxonomy places the organism in Eukaryota, Fungi, Ascomycota, Eurotiomycetes, Eurotiales, Aspergillaceae. The record is from RefSeq and is a predicted model, not a curated record. Bases 1 to 795 code for a protein of 264 amino acids.